Molecule: messenger RNA, 3340 nt
Organism: Clarias gariepinus (North African catfish)
Lineage: Eukaryota; Metazoa; Chordata; Actinopteri; Siluriformes; Clariidae
Gene: bmpr1aa
Product: bone morphogenetic protein receptor, type IAa
Exons: 13
Coding region: 598-2190 (530 amino acids)
Biological process (GO): protein phosphorylation; BMP signaling pathway; cellular response to growth factor stimulus
Cellular component (GO): signaling receptor complex; plasma membrane
Molecular function (GO): SMAD binding; ATP binding; transforming growth factor beta receptor activity, type I
Source: RefSeq, a predicted model, not a curated record
GAUUUGUCUCGGCGCGGUGGAGAAAUAGUUUAAUGUUGGUGGGGGUUCGAUGGAGAGUUUAUUCGAGUCGUGGGCAGCUACUGAGUCAGUCUGCGCUCAGGGUGUCGCAGCCGUGAGGAGAGUAAAUUCACUGGAUCAGAUGAACUAGCUUUGCUUUCCGGAGGGAUCGACCUGCUCGCUGCGGGAGAACUUACUCGGACUGUUUGGAGGUCGCAGCGCAUUACACCAGCUGUAUUAGGCGUUUCACUUAAAGUCGACGACAAAUGGCAGAAGGAAAUUAAACGUCCUCUGGAUCUUCUGCUCUGGGGAAGCAGAACAGAGUGAUUUCAACACUUGCGACAACGUUCACAAUGUACUUCAACACAGAAAUGGAAAAUGGAUGCAUUGUUACGAGCCGUGGCAUAGAGGAUCUUGUAUGGACAAAGCUCUGAAAUUUUAGAAAGAAAUCCACCCUCACUGCUUGCGUUCUCCAGUCAGCUCCCUGUGACACCACCAUUCCUCUCCCCUUUAUUGGACUCGAUCAGUGCUGGUGUGUGGAGGCAGGGGCGUCUGCAGUUCUAAGUGCUUGUCCUAAAAGCGCUUCCAGGCUGUUUGAGAAUGACCCAACUUCACUUGUUCACCAUUCUUCUGUUUGAGGUCUGCAUCCUCCUGCUCUCUCAGACUGAAGCUGGUCAGAACCCAGACCAUGUGCUCCAGGGGGUCGGCGGCAAACAUGGCUCGGACUCCAGAAGACCAGCUCCUGGUUCGACCGUGGAGCCUGAGGACGCACCACGUUUCCUCAGCUGUUCCUGCUUAGGCCACUGCCCAGAGGACGCCAAGAACAACACCUGCAUGACAAAUGGGCAGUGCUUUGCCAUCAUUGAAGAAGAUGAAAAUGGAGAGGUGUUCGUAAGCUCUGGCUGUAUGAAAUAUGAAGGCUCUCAUUUUCAGUGCAAGGAUUCGCAGUAUGCCCAGGCAAGACGAACCAUUGAGUGUUGUCAGUCUGACUUCUGUAAUCGAGAUCUGAAGCCUGAACUGCCACCACGAGAGCCAGAGGUGUUCCUUGCUCCUUAUUGGCUGGCCUUGCUCAUCUCUGUUACUGUGUGUUGCUGUAUCCUCGUCUGCAUCACUGUGGUGUGUUACUACAGGUAUAAGUGGCAAACAGAGAGGCAGCACUACCACAGAGACCUGGAGCAGGCCGAAGCCUUCAUUCCUCCUGGAGAAUCCAUCAAAGACCUCAUCCACCAAUCUCAGAGCUCAGGCAGUGGCUCUGGACUCCCCCUGCUGGUACAGCGUACCAUUGCGAAGCAGAUCCAGACAGUGCGUCUAGUUGGGAAAGGCCGCUGUGGUGAGGUGUGGUUGGCCCGCUGGAGGGGGGAGAAGGUGGCAGUGAAAGUGUUUAACACUCGUGAAGAGGCCAGCUGGUUCAGAGAGACUGAGAUCUACCAGACCGUGCUUAUGAGACAUGAAAAUAUUCUGUGCUUCAUAGCAGCUGAUAUAAACGGUACAGGUGCCUCCUCCCAGAUGUACCUCAUCACAGACUACCACGAGAACGGUUCUUUGUAUGACUACCUAAAGUUCACAACCCUCGACACGCAGUCCUUGCUGAAACUGGCAUACUCGACAGCAUGCGGUCUGUGCCAUCUUCACACCGAGAUCUACGGCACGCAUGGCAAACCAGCCAUUGCUCACCGAGACCUGAAGAGCAAGAACAUCCUCGUCAAGAGAAACGGCACCUGCUGCAUCGCCGACCUAGGGCUGGCCGUCAAAUUUAACAGUGACAGUAAUGAAGUUGACAUCCCUCUGAGCACCCGUACAGGAACCCGGCGCUACAUGGCCCCAGAGGUUCUCGACGAAAGCUUUAGUAAGAACCACUUCCAUGCCUACGUCAUGGCCGAUAUCUACAGCUACGGAUUGGUCAUGUGGGAGAUGGCGAGGCGCUGCGUCACAGGAGGGAUAGUUGAGGACUACCAGCUGCCCUAUUACGACAUGGUUCCCUCAGACCCUUCAUACGAAGACAUGUUGCAGGUAGUGUGUGUUAAAGGAUUGCGGCCCACUGUGUCCAACAGGUGGAACAGUGAUGAGUGUUUGAGGGCGAUGUUGAGGCUGAUGUCAGAGUGCUGGGCCCACAAUCCACAAUCUCGCCUCACUGUUCUACGAGUCAAGAAAACAUUAGCCAAAAUGGUGGAACUCCAGGACAUCAAAAUCUGAGCCAUCUCUAAACUGGGUUUGUUGCCAACAAGAUCAGACUCCGUCCUGUUUAACACGGCCUGUGAGAGAUGGAACUCGAUGUCAGUGCCGUCUUUGCUCCUUCCCUGCUUGACCUGUGGGGAGCACGUGGAGCCAGUUUUUGUUUGUUUGUAUUUGUUUUGCUUUCUGUGAAAGCUGUAUGAUCACAGGCUUUGAACAGAUUCAGACUGCAGCUGUUAAAGUCUUGGGAUGGACAACUGACCCUUCUGCCUUACACACCAUUUUAUGUGUUUGUGUCAACUGUGUAUGCAUUUCUCUUUUUUUGUUUGGGAUAAACUUAAAUUCCUGCCAUAUGGAAGAACUUUUAUGAGUCUUUGCCAAGCGCAGUUAUAAAUGGACUUGUAAAUAAAAUUGUAAUGUUAGACUGCGCAAGCUAAAAAAGUAAGAAACGUUCCACUAAUAGUGGUUCAUAACGCCAGACACUUCAACCUUUAAUACUGUCGUAUUAGACUUCCCUGUGUACGUAUGUUGAGUUUAGUUAACACUUUAAUGUAGUUAGAAAUUAGUGUUCAGAUAGUUCACACUGGUUGCUAUUAGAAAUGUAUUAUGAUCUAUUCCUCCACUACAAUUCUAAAUCCUGUAUUUCUCAUUAUUUUAAGGGAAUAUUUUUAUUACAUUUUUAUUAACCCUUACUUAAAUAGAUGUUGUUUUAGAAUUGGUGUCCCGGUAUGGACUGACUUUCAGAAAAAUUUACAUUUAUAGACCAUGCAAACAGAAACACACGAACACACCAGCCUUACUUUACCUUUAUUGCUUUUCCAUGCCACUGAAAAAAAAGUAAUGAAUCACCAUGACAUGGUUCUUUAUACACAGGAAGUGUAGAUCAACAGUGCAGAUUUUAGUGCCAGAUUAAUACUAUGCCUUAUCAAAGUUUGCCAACUUUUCCCAAUGUUCUAAUAGGUAAAAUUAAAGUGAAAUAUAAAUGAAAAAGUUUAAAAAAGGUCAUAAAAAUGCUUUUCAAAAAUACAUUUGUUGGAAAAAUAUAAAUACGUAAAGAUGAUGGUGUAACUCAACAUACAAUAUAAAAUAAAAUAACAGAAAAAUUGCUGCGUAAGCAAUAUGUGCACUCUUUGGCCAGCAGAAAGUAUUUUGGAUGAAUGAAAAGGAUUCU